Molecule: messenger RNA, 1158 nt
Organism: Penicillium angulare
Lineage: Eukaryota; Fungi; Ascomycota; Eurotiomycetes; Eurotiales; Aspergillaceae
Exons: 1
Coding region: 1-1158 (385 amino acids)
Source: RefSeq, a predicted model, not a curated record
AUGCCGUCCCUCGCGCAGUCCAACUCAACAGCUUUGGAGGGGUGGAAGCUAGAUGACAACUCACGUUCAAGCUGGGACAUUCUUUGGACCUGUCUUUCGACCAUUUUUGCGUGCACCUGGACAGCACUGCAUCUCUCUGUCCCAAGAGCUUCAAGGUCCGACGGACAAAAUAUCAUGCGAAAGAUCGUUGCGUGGAUAUUUGCCACGCUUGCCCCGGAGUUCAUGGCGGGGACGGCAUCGCAAGAACUAUGGGUGGCAUGGGUCGUGACAAAACGAUGUAAUGCUACAUUCAAAGAAGUGGAGCAGAAGACCACCACGAGUGAUGGCUCCUCGCCUCAUUCAGGGACUCCUCGAUGGAACCUCAUUCACGGCUUUUGUAUAUAUAUGCAUGGUGCUGUUUUACAAACCAGUGAUAGACAUUGCUUCCCAGUCCAGUACCAACAUGUGGGUCUUCUCAUUAGAGAAGGAGUUCUGAAGCCCCAUCACUUGAGAGCGCCCGAGAUUAAAGAUCGAGCCAAAGCAGACUCUCUUGCGAAAGCAUUUACACUGCUUCAAAGCUUUUGGGUGACUUGCAACAUCAUUGCGAGAAGAGCCUAUGACUUGCCCAUUACGCCCAUCGAGAUUUCUGUAGUAGCCUACGUCGCAUGUGUUGCGUUUACAUAUGGAACGUGGUGGCACAAGCCAAGAGAUAUGACAACGCCGAUCACAAUACCUUUGCCAUAUAACCGAGAUAGCGAAGAAAUGCCUUUAGGCUUGAGACAUCUAACAGAUUCAAAGCCAGAUCUCUGGUUCCGCUUCCCAGAAUAUGAUAAACAAGGCCAUGUUCACGGUGUCAUUGUCGAGUGUUUUUUCAUAGUAGCCAACAUUGUGGUUACUUGUUUCAAACCAUCCCGUUGGAAGUCGAUUUUAAAAAAUGAACAAAUGUUGAUCGCUCCCAUCGAUGCGAGCACCUCUGAAGCUCCAAGUGUUGUAGCCAAAAAGCCUCGGGAGGAUGAAAAGAGUAUUCCAAAGACCAAAUCAUCUGGCUUGAAACCGCCGGUAAAUCACGAAUUGGAAGAAGAGAAAGGCUUUGACGAUACUUUCAUCGGAAAUAUCUACGGAGCGACUUUUUUCAUAUUUAUCUCUGUCGUCUUUUGUGGAAUACACGUCGCAGCGUAA